CACUUGCCGUAGAACACCCGGAAGAGGUGCGGCUAUGGUGUUAGCCAGCUAGCAUGCUAGCAAUUCCAGGCUGUCAAAUGUUAUGGCAAAAUGCUUAGCAAGAAGUAAUAUCUUAUUUAUUAAUGCGGGCUCAUGUGGCGGGGAUGUGGCUAAAUAAUGGGAAAUGUUUUUGGGAGAAAGAGUCGCCCCUCUCGAGUAACGGAACAAGACAAAGCGAUUUUGCAACUGAAACAGCAGAGAGAUAAGCUGAAGCAGUACCAGAAGAGGAUCACACUACAGCUGGAGAAAGAGAGGCUUCUGGCCAAACAGCUGCUGAAGGAUGGGAGAAAAGAGAAGGCGCUGCUGCUUCUCAAGAAGAAGCGAUAUCAAGAUCAGCUUCUAGACAAGACUGAAAAUCAGAUUUCAAAUCUAGAGCGCAUGGUUCAAGAUAUUGAGUUUACCCAAAUAGAGAUGAAAGUCAUCGAGGGACUCAAGGUUGGCAAUGAUUGCCUGAAGAGUAUGCACGAGGUCAUGUCUAUAGAGGAUGUGGAGAGAAUCCUGGAUGAGACCCAGGAAGCUAUUGAGUAUCAAAGGCAAAUAGAUGAGAUGCUGGCCGGGUCCCUCACACAGGAAGAUGAGGAUGCUGUUCUAGCAGAGCUGGAAGCUAUCACUCAGGGAGAAGAUGUAGCACUUCCAGAGGUCCCCACUGAGCCAGUGCCAGAAGUCCCAGAGGCAGCUAAUGCUGAGCCAGAGAGGAAACCAUCAAAAAACAAGCCCGACAGAGAGAUGCUGGCAGCCUAAUGGACUGAAUUUGGUGUAGAUAUCCAGUGUUGGCCUCACACUACAUGGAGAAGGCAUACGCUGUUUGUACUGAUGGGCAUUCUCUUACUUAUAGUAUUUCAUCGUUAAAGAAAAGCAGAGAUGUUUGUUUCUGGGCCAGUGCACCUUUUCACAUUUCAGAAGAUAAGCAUUGUGUCCGUACUUUGGUUUGCUACUCCUUUCCACUGUACACAUUUUGUAAAUGACAAAUGAACUACAUGAAGGAACGUGAACUAUUCCAGUCUUUUGUGUCUGACUGAUUUGCAAAGCAGUGUCACACUGUAACUGUAAUGAUUAUGGUAUAACAGGAUGACUAAUUUUUAGAUGUUUUACAUAUUAAAGUCAAGUGUGGCAAA
Myripristis murdjan (pinecone soldierfish) is the source of this 1154-nucleotide messenger RNA. Its product is annotated as charged multivesicular body protein 6-like. The coding region runs from base 157 to 780 and encodes 207 amino acids. Lineage: Eukaryota; Metazoa; Chordata; Actinopteri; Holocentriformes; Holocentridae. Gene Ontology annotation, biological process: late endosome to vacuole transport via multivesicular body sorting pathway; vesicle budding from membrane. Gene Ontology annotation, cellular component: multivesicular body; ESCRT III complex. The transcript has 8 exons. The record is from RefSeq and is a predicted model, not a curated record.